Balaenoptera acutorostrata (minke whale) is the source of this 3116-nucleotide messenger RNA. It is a transcript of the gene SLC46A3, whose product is annotated as solute carrier family 46 member 3. The coding region runs from base 525 to 1910 and encodes 461 amino acids. Lineage: Eukaryota; Metazoa; Chordata; Mammalia; Artiodactyla; Balaenopteridae. Gene Ontology annotation, biological process: vacuolar transmembrane transport. Gene Ontology annotation, cellular component: lysosomal membrane. The record is from RefSeq and is a predicted model, not a curated record. The transcript is spliced from 6 exons. Gene Ontology annotation, molecular function: transmembrane transporter activity.
GCGACCGCCCAGGCGGCGGGGGACCAGCACCCCCGAGGCCCGUCUCCUGGGCCGGAGGCGAUGCUCGGCUGGCGGGGCUCACCGCGAGCGCAGGCCGGGCCGCGGACCCAGCGACAGCCCGCCGACGGCUCAGGGAGCAGCUGCCCGGCGCGCGGGCCCCGCGGGAGCUCGCCGGGCGGAGCCCGCAGGGCCACGCAGGAGCCGAGCGAGGGCUGCGCGGUGAACUGUCACCGUUGCCACUCUGGACGCGGAAGUGCGCUUUCUUGUUUUGCUUUAAAAUCAGGGCUUGCGGUCUCCCGACCUGUGCAUCUGGUCGAAUUCAGCGGCAAUUCCCCUUCCCAUCCCGGCGCGGCGGCGCAGACCCAGCCUCCGUGCGCGCUGGCUGUCCAGGCGGCACCGCGGGCGCAGGGCAGCCCCUGAAAGGAGACAGCCCCCGAGACUCCGGCCCCGCAAACGGUCAGACCCGCGCCUAGCUCGGCAGGAAGACUGUGACCGUGGGAAUUUCAGCUACCUACCCAAGCAAGAUGAAGAUUCCAUUUGUGGAACCUGCCAUUUGCCUUAGUGUAUUUGCUAUGACUUUGACUGCUCCACUGACAACACAAUAUGUGUACAGAAGAAUAUGGGAGGAAACAGGCAACUACAGCAUUGCACCCGAUAGCAAUGUUUCUGAGUGUGCAAAAAACAAAAGCAGCCCAAUUUUCGCAUUCCAGGAGGAAGUUCAGAAAAAAGUGUCUCUUUUUAAUCUGCAGAUGGACAUAAGCGGGUUAAUUCCUGGUCUCGUGUCUACAUUCAUGCUUCUGUCUCAUAGUGACCACGGAGGACGAAAAUUCCCUUUGAUUUUGUCUUCUUUUGGUGCUCUUGCAAACAGUGCUUGGCUCUGUUUGCUUUCCUAUUUUGCCUUUCCAAUCCAGCUUUUGAUUGCAUCUACCUUUUUGGGUGCACUUUGUGGCAAUUACACCACACUUCUGGGAGCCUCUUUUGCCUACAUAGUUGAUCAAUGUAAAGAAAAGAAACAAAGAACAAUUCGAAUAGCUAUAAUUGACUUCCUGCUUGGAAUUGUCACUGGAUUAACAGGAUUGUCUUCUGGCUAUUUUAUUAGAGAACUAGGUUUUGUGUGGUCGUUUUCAAUUGCUACUAUGGCUCUUACUGUUAACUUGAUUUAUAUUUUAUUCUUUCUUGAGGAUUCAGUGAAAGAGCCUUCAUCUCAGAAUGUUUCUGUAUCAUGGACUGAAGGCUUUAAAAACUUAUUUUACCAAACUUACAUGCUUUUUAAAAAUAAUUCUGGUGAGCAACGAUCUUUGCUCUGCUUGUUGCUUUUUACAAUGAUCACUUAUUUUUUCGUGACAAUUGGCAUUUCCCCCAUUUUUAUCCUUUAUGAAUUGGAUUCACCACUCUGCUGGGAUGAAGUUUUAAUAGGUUAUGGAUCAGCUUUGGGUAGUGUCUCUUUUUUCAGCAGUUUCCUAGGAAUAUGGCUUUUUUCUUACUGUAUGGACGAUAUUCACAUGGCCUUCAUUGGAAUCUUUACCACCAUGGUGGGAAUGGCUAUGACUGCUUUUGCCAGAACAACACUGAUGAUGCUUUUAGUCAGGCUGCCAUUCCUUUUCACUGUUGUGCCACUCUCUGUUCUACGGUCCAUGAUAUCAAAAGUGGUUCGUUCUACUGAACAAGGCACCAUGUUCGCUUGUCUCGCUUUCUUAGAAACACUUGGCGGAAUCACUGCAGUUUCUACUUUCAACGGAAUUUAUUCAGCCACCGUUGCUUGGUACAAAGGCUUCGUCUUUCUGCUCUCCGCUGUUUUAUUACUUAUUCCAGCCAUCAGUCUAUGUGCUGUCAAGUGCAUCAGCAGGAAUGCGGGAAGCUAUGUCCUUCUUAUACAAGAAGAAUCCAGCGAAGACACUUCAGACAGAUGAUUAAUUGUGAUUAAAAAAAAAUCCAAAUGCUCAUAUCAUAUACUCUUGACUUCUGAAGGAUGUAACUAGCUCCACAAUCAGUACUUCAUGAAUAAUCAAUGCUGCAAGUCCUUUCUUCUAAACUAAACAGUCAGAGAAAUAGUUGCUGCUCUAGCUUCUUACAGCAUCAUGCACUUCGAGCACUUUAUGAAGAUCAUGUGACAUAUUUCCAGUAGGUAAAAGAACAAAUCUCAAGACACCUCCCACUUUGGGAUUUACAAAAGAAACUGAAACUUAUCGGUAUAAAAUGGGACUAAGAACUCUGAUACAAUCCAAAGCAACAAUCUCCCUGAUAUACUCCAGUCUCUCACAUUAAGACCAGGAAGAACUCUUUGUUUGCCUCAGUUUCUUCAUCUGCAAAAUAAGUUUUUGACCCCUCUCAAAGAUUUUGAAGGCAUAACUGUUGAAAAUUAUGAGUCAGUCGCUUAUAGGAAAAUGAUGGAAGUUUCAAGUAUUCAUAAUAUAAUUUUCUUCUACUUGGGUAAUGCUUUGUUUUAUAGAGCCCAUCAAGGUGUUAGUGAUAGUCAAAGCUCUCAGUAGCUGCAGUAUCCUUCAAAGGGAAGCACUUUAAUGAAUACGUUUUCACUUUUCCUAAUAUGUUUCAUCAGUGACAGGCAUGAUAAUAUUUCCGUAAGUAACACAGGGGUGACUGAAAAAAAGAUUACAAAUAGUUCCUAAAGAAAUGUAAAAACUGAGUAAACAGGCAAUCAUGAUGUAAAGUAACUAGUAUUUAUAGAGUCAAUAUUCAUUCCUUCUUUCUGUCAAAGGGUAUCCAUCUCUUACUGCCUUAUACUCAUCCUGGGACCACCAUGGUCCCUGAAAACACCGCACCCUCUCCUGCCUCCUGUCUGCACACAGGGUUCCAUUGGGCCUUCUUCCCUCCCUACGUUGAAGCUUUUAAGUUUCAGCCAAGGCAUAGCUUCCGCUUCCUUCAUGUCCCUUCCGGACAUUUCUACCCUCACCUCCCGCCCACCUCCACCCCCCACCCCUGUCCCUGCAGGGCUCCCACAGCUCUCUGGGUACUGCCAUCCAAGCAUUUUCCCUUGUCUUGUAAUGUUUGUUCCCCUACUUGACAAUGAGCACCUUGAGGACAGGGACAAUCUUUGAUUCCUCAUUAUAUCCACAAUAAAAUUUGAACUAAAUGAACACAGAGUUCUGUUUUCACUU